AUGGCUGAGUCUAUUUUUAAUAACAAGAUAACCUUGAGUUCAAAAAAUGAAGUUUUAAAUAUGAAGGUAGAUAUAAUUAAACAUGAGACAUUUAUAGAAGUAAGGCUUAUAGAAUUUAAUAAUAUUUUUAAUCUUUAUGUCUGUACUAUCUCACAACCAGAUUAUUACAUUUAUAAAAGAGAACAGGAAAUUACAGUUGAUUAUGAAAGAUUUAUAAGUGAAUUAGUUAAAUUAUUUCAUAGUCUUUCUUUAAAUAGGUACAAUGGUCUUUUUAUUGACAACACACUCAAAUUUAUAGAGUAUGGGGAUUUUAGAAAUAUUUGUAAACUUGAAUUAAAAUUCAAUAAGCCUGAUGAGCAUCAGUAUAAAAUGUAUAUAUCAGAUAUUAUUAGGAGAUUAGAAAGUGAUAAUGUUAAACUUUAUAAGGAAACUAAAUUAUUGAGAGAAAAAUGUAUUGAUGGUGAUAGGUCGCUUAAUGAUAAAAUAAGACACUUAGAAUUGGAAAAUAACGAGUAUAGAAAACGUAUUGAAACACUCUCUAAUGAGAUAAGUAAUAUUGAGUAUAAAUAUUCAUCAGAAAAACAAGAAUUUUCAAAUAUGACUAAUAGGCAUUACGAGUUAGAGACUGAAAAUAAAAGAUUAAAAGAAGAACUUGAAGAGUUUAAUAAAGACAAUCCUGUUUCUUUAAAAUCUCGGCUCAGUAAUAAAGAUUUAGAAAUUGACAGAUAUAAAGGUGAGAUUAAAUCAAAUUCUAAUUUAAUAGAUCAAUUAAGAACUGAAAAUAGAGAGUUAAAAGCCUAUAAAAGAAACAAAGAAGGAUUUGAUGAAGACAGUGAAGCUGCAAAAACGCUUAAAGAAAAAUAUGAAGAGUUGUUUAAUAAAAACAAACAGAUUGAAGAGAAAUAUAAAGAUAUCAAAACUACACUCAAAGAAAAAAAGAGUAAAAUAGAAAGUUUACAAUCAAAAAAUAAAGAACUUUCUAAACAGUUAGCUAACGCACAGAAUGUUUAUAAUCAUUUUUAUAACAAGAAUGUUGGUGAUACUGAUUAUAAGGGAGAUGAUGUUGAUUUUCCAGAGUUUAAUUUGCAAUCAGAAAAUCCACCGAGUAUUUGA
Hepatospora eriocheir is the source of this 1113-nucleotide messenger RNA. The record is from the annotation of a GenBank genome assembly. Lineage: Eukaryota; Fungi; Microsporidia; Hepatosporidae.